AUGAGUCGUCUGUUGGAUGCUAUAGCUCGCCUUGGUCCUACCAUUCAGCGCACUUCCUCGGAUCCUCGCCCGGUUGUCUUGAUGACCUGCGCAGUGGCAGGAUCUGGGAAGACCACUUUCGCCAAAUCAAUCUGCUCCGCCUAUCCAUCUUUCACUCGUCUCUCCAUUGACGCGUAUGUCUACUCUCAUCAUGGCCUUUGGAACGUGGACUACCCCAAGGAACACUACGAGAAGUAUCAAGAAGAGGCGGAAGCAGCUCUGAGACAGCAACUUGUCCAUAUUCUCCAACAUGACAAUGCAAACGUCGUCCUUGACUUCUCUUUCGCAUUCCGUGAAGACCGUGAGGUGUGGAAAGCGCUCAUCUCGGAAUCGGGUGGGCGCUGGGUGCUGGUUUAUCUGAACGCGGAUCCAACAGAGAUUCGGCGAAGAGUAGCAGCUAGGAACGCACUGAUCGAGAAAGAUGGAGACUCGGCAUUCUACCUAACAGAAGAUUUGUUGGAACGGUACAUUAAUGGAUUUGAACGGCCGGUUGGAGAGGGGGAGAUUGUCAUCGACUUGGAUUAA
Aspergillus fischeri NRRL 181 is the source of this 564-nucleotide messenger RNA. RefSeq names its product AAA family ATPase. The transcript has 2 exons. The record is from RefSeq and is a predicted model, not a curated record. NCBI's taxonomy places the organism in Eukaryota, Fungi, Ascomycota, Eurotiomycetes, Eurotiales, Aspergillaceae. The coding region runs from base 1 to 564 and encodes 187 amino acids.